This is a messenger RNA of Zingiber officinale, 800 nucleotides long. RefSeq lists its product as uncharacterized. The transcript has 10 exons. NCBI's taxonomy places the organism in Eukaryota, Viridiplantae, Streptophyta, Magnoliopsida, Zingiberales, Zingiberaceae. The record is from RefSeq and is a predicted model, not a curated record. Bases 29 to 778 code for a protein of 249 amino acids.
GGUUCAUUGAGGUGCCUCUUGGAGCUACAUGGGUUCAGCAAUAAUGCGAGCUUCGGGAUUUGAUACAAUUCAGUUUUGUUCCAGUGGAAUUGGCAGCCAUGAAGUGAUUCUUGUAGAUUUUGAGGUUGCUGGAACCUUUGGAAGAGCAAUUCUUGAGCUUUGUAGUGAUGACGAAGGUCCAAGUACAGAGGCACAUGGCCUCGUAAUUAUUGAGGUCCUUGGGCAAAGAAGUCGCAAUGAAGUUCUUGCUGAAAUUUAUAUGAUUAUCUUCUUUUCAAGGUUGCUGGAACCUUUGGAAAAGCAAUUCUUGAGGUUGGGAGUGAUGACGAAGGUCCAAGCACAGAGGCACAUGGAUGACCCUGCAAUUAUUGAGGUCCCUGGGCAAAGAAGUCACAAUGAAGUUCUUGCUGAAAUUUAUAUGCAAUUCUUGAGCUUGGGAGUGAUGACGAAGGUCCAAGCACAGAGGCACAUGGAUGACCCUGCAAUUAUUGAGGUCCUUGGGCAAAGAAGUCACAAUGAAGUUCUUGCUGAAAUUUAUAUGACUAUCUUCUUUUCAAGGUUGCUGGAACCAUUGGAAAAGCAAUUCUUGAGCUUGGGAGUGAUGACGAAAGUCCAAGCACAGAGGUACAUCGAUGACCUUGCAAUUAUUGAGGUCAUUGGGCAAAGAAGUUGCAAUGAAGUUCUUGCUGAAAUUUAUAUGGUUGCUGGAACCUUUGGAAAAGCAAUUCUUGAGGUUGGGAGUGAUGACGAAGGUCCAAGCACAGAGGCACAUGGAUGACCCUGCAAUUAUUGAGGUCCUU